This is a messenger RNA of Nylanderia fulva, 794 nucleotides long. It is a transcript of the gene Rpb7, whose product is annotated as DNA-directed RNA polymerase II subunit RPB7. Gene Ontology annotation, molecular function: single-stranded DNA binding; single-stranded RNA binding; translation initiation factor binding. Gene Ontology annotation, biological process: positive regulation of translational initiation; positive regulation of nuclear-transcribed mRNA poly(A) tail shortening; nuclear-transcribed mRNA catabolic process. Gene Ontology annotation, cellular component: P-body; RNA polymerase II, core complex. The record is from RefSeq and is a predicted model, not a curated record. Lineage: Eukaryota; Metazoa; Arthropoda; Insecta; Hymenoptera; Formicidae.
AAUUCUCUAAAUAUUUGCUUGCAAUAUGGCGUCAGAAUGUUUACGAUUGAGCGUGACAUAAAGCGGCAUUAUGUUUUACCAUAUUUCGUUGGAGCACGAGAUUCUGCUGCAUCCGCGAUAUUUUGGGCCUCAAUUACUUGAUACAGUAAAGCAGAAACUUUACACAGAAGUGGAAGGCACUUGUACAGGAAAAUAUGGCUUCGUCGUCGCAGUCACGACGAUAGACAACAUAGGAGCUGGAAUUAUACAGCCAGGACAAGGCUUUGUAGUUUAUCCAGUUAAAUACAAAGCCAUUGUAUUCAGACCAUUUAAAGGUGAAGUGUUGGAUGCAAUUGUAACGCAAGUGAAUAAGGUUGGAAUGUUCGCUGAAAUAGGUCCACUCUCAUGUUUUAUAUCUCAUCAUUCAAUCCCAGAGGAUAUGCAAUUUUGUCCAAAUGUGAAUCCAGCUUGUUAUAAAUCAAAGGAAGAAGAUGUAGUUAUUCAAGCAGAUGAUGAAAUUAGGUUAAAAAUAGUGGGUACAAGAGUUGAUGCUACAGGAAUUUUUGCCAUCGGAACGUUAAUGGACGAUUACUUAGGUCUUGUUUGCAAUUAAUGGAUCUGCAUUCUGCUGUGCAAAAACUUUUUUAAGUUUAUCAAAACUUUUUUGUCUAAAAACAAAAUAUAAAAAUGUAUAAAGAAUUUUCCACGUUUAUAUGCAACAAAAUAUCAAUUCAAAAAAGUAUGGAAAUAAUAGAAAGCAGUAGCAUAUAAAAGAACUAUUUUAACUAAAUAAUAACAAUUAUUUUAAUAUUAAA